This is a messenger RNA of Cucurbita maxima (winter squash), 2429 nucleotides long. Its product is annotated as root phototropism protein 3-like. Gene Ontology annotation, molecular function: protein binding. Lineage: Eukaryota; Viridiplantae; Streptophyta; Magnoliopsida; Cucurbitales; Cucurbitaceae. The record is from RefSeq and is a predicted model, not a curated record. Bases 258 to 2315 code for a protein of 685 amino acids. The transcript is spliced from 5 exons.
UCGCCUGUUGCAGCUUAGCACGCGAAAAAAAUAGUUCAAACUUCAAGCCCUCUGAAAAUGGCAGAAAACCAGAGUCGAACACAGACGAAGGCCAACAUUACGUCCAUGGCGGAGCAGAGAAGAAGACGCAGAAAGAAGGAUCCAAUGACAUUGCAUACUGUAGAAAUCCCUCUCAAUUCACAUCCCGUGAGCAAAAUUAAUCGAAUUCAAACAACUGUCCAAGCCGACAUUUCAACCAGCAUAAAUCCACGCAACCCAUGGUCUUCUCCCUUUCAAUCAUGUGGGAAUCUGAGUCUGAAUUUGUCAGGGGACGUGAAUAUGGCAGUGAACUCCUCAGUCCAACUAAACAUGGCCUCAAGGCUGAUGGGUUUGAGCAACGAGGCCGUUCAUGGCAUGUUGGAACUGAUAUUCCUAGUGAUAUUCUUGUUCAAGUUGAAGAUGUGGAUUUCCAUUUACAUAAGUAUCUUCUCUUUUCUCGGAGUGGGAAGAUGACAAGAAUUCUGUAUGAAUCAAGGGAUCCAGACUUGAGCAAGAUUGUUAUGAAUGAUGUUCCGGGAGGGGCCCAGGCGUUUCUAUUGGCAGCAAAGUUCUGCUAUGGUGUCCCUGUUGAUCUAAUAGCGGCUAAUAUCGCUGGCCUGAGAUGUGCUGCUGAGUAUCUUGAAAUGACAGAAGAUUAUGAAGAAGGGAACCUCAUAUUCAAAACCGAAGCGUUUUUAAGCUAUGUUGUUCUGUCGUCUUGGAGCGACUCGAUUAUCGUUUUGAAAAGCUGUGAGAAUCUUUCACCAUGGGCGGAGAAUCUUCAAAUUGUUAGAAGAUGUAGUGACUCCAUAGCUUGGAAGGCCUGUGCCAAUCCAAAAGGAGUGAGAUGGUCUUACACUGGAAUGCCUCAGGACAUUCAGAAUCCAAAAUGGAACGAGAUGAAGGAGCCGAUCCCAAGUGGAAGCCAUACCGCUCCUGUCGAUUGGUGGUUCCAAGAUGCAUCAAUCCUGAGGAUUGAUCACUUUGUGAGAGUCAUCACUGCUAUAAAGGUGAAAGGGAUGAGAUAUGAACAGAUUGGAGCUGCAAUAAUGUACUAUGCAUGUAAAUGGCUUCCUGGUUUAGUUAAUGAUGGGAAUGGAGAAGGCACUGAGGCCAUGAACUGUAUUAAUGGCAAUGGCAGUGGCAGUAACAGCAAGUACAAUUGGAAUGGUGGGCUUCAUAUGGUUGUGGUAAACCCGAAAGACGAAAUCUCGGCGCUUCAGGAGAAAGAACGGAGAAUGAUUAUCGAGAGUCUGAUCAGCAUACUUCCACCACAGAAGGACAGUGUUUCUUGUAGCUUUCUUCUGCAACUUCUGAGAAUGGCAAAUGAGCUGAAGGUUGCUCCUGCUUUAGCCACUGAACUCGAAAAACGAGUCGGGAUGCAGUUUGAACAGGCCACGCUUACUGAUCUUCUCAUUCCUUCUUAUAACACAUCUGAGACCAUUUAUGAUGUUGAUCUUGUUCAGAGGCUUUUGGAACAUUUCCUCAUUCAAGAACUAUCAGAAGCUUCAAAUGCUAGCAGUCAAUCCUUUUUGGGAAAAGAUAUCUUAGGAGAAUCUCAAACCACUGCUAGUUCAGGCCAAAAUGCAAAGAUGCGUGUAGCAAGGCUUGUGGAUAGCUAUCUCACAGAGGUGGCUAGAGAUAGAAAUCUCUCCUUGACAAACUUUCAAGUCUUGGCUGAGGCUCUGCCUGAAUCGGCAAGAUCGUGUGAUGACGGGCUUUAUCGUGCAAUCGAUUCGUAUCUGAAGGCACAUCCCACGCUAUCCGAGCAUGAAAGAAAGCGGCUAUGCCGAGUGAUGGACUGCCAAAAGUUGUCCGUUGAUGCCUGCAUGCACGCUGCACAAAACGAAAGACUCCCAUUACGAGUCGUCGUUCAAGUCCUCUACUCCGAGCAAAUGAAGAUAAGCAAUGCCAUUGCCAACAACACGAUCAAACAAGCUGGCGAGUCUCGAUAUCAACCUAUUGCGUCAAGCAGAAAAACACUACUUGAAGGGACACCACAGUCAUUCCAAGAAGGAUGGACAACCGCUAAGAAAGAUAUAAACACAUUGAAAUUCGAACUCGAAACGCUCAAGACGAAAUACUUGGAACUCCAGAACAAUUUGGAGAAUGUGCAGAGGCAAUUUGAGAAGAGCCUAAAGCAAAAACAGACAUCAUCAUGGAGCAGUGGAUGGAAGAAACUAAGUAAACUGACGAAGAUGAAUGCAUUGGAAAACCAAGAAUUGGUUGAUCAAGUUACAAUAGCAGGAGAGAAGCCCAGAAAGACACAUAGAAGGUGGAGAAACUCAAUAUCAUGAAAAGGAUCUUAUCUUUUCUGCUUGGCAUUUCCAGUCUGUUGCUUCACAAAAAUGAGGUCAGUUCAUUUGAAGCAUGAAUUUUUAUCUUUUCAUUUCGCUAUGUUUGGGUCCUUC